CCCGCCCUAUUUGCAUUAGUUUGAAUAUUGCAGUUACAUGGCAUGCCGUGGCUGCUCUUAAAGUAAGCGAUUGAAUUGGAAUGAUCAGGGUAAAACACAUUUGGAAAAGGUGAUUUUUUCGGUACGAAAAAUGACAACAGCCAACACAAGAGCAAGUUCCCACGCUGGCUACAGCUCAAACAGUAAUAAAAAAAGGUUCUGGACGCGUGGCAGUACAGUGGGAGUUGGAGCGAAGCAGGUCAGUGGCCACAGAAAGCAGUCACCAGAUGUUUCAUCUGCUUUGAAUGACUCAUUUGAUGAAGAUGUAAAAGCAUUUUUGCUUGAUAAUGAUAAGUUGCACACACACGAUGAUCUGACCCAGGUGAACCCUGUAACAAUUAAGACAGUUUUAAAAUGUCUUCAAGCAAGAUAUUUGGAAAACAAGUUUUAUACAAAUGCUGGAUGUACCUUGGUGGCAGUUAACCCUUUUAAGCCUGUACCAUCCUUGUAUACACUCAAACUGAUGAUGGAAUAUCAUAAAGCACCUCAGCUUCAAUAUCUCAGGCCACACAUCUUCACAUCUGCUGAGCAAGCAUACAGAAAUGUCCAGAGUCAGAUGGAGCCCAUCAACCAGUCACUAAUUGUCAGUGGAGAAAGUGGUGCUGGAAAGACAUGGACAUCUCGCUGUCUCAUGAAAUUUUAUGCUACAGUUGCUGUCUCUUCAUCUUUGAAAGCCCAUGAUACAGUUGAAAGGAUAGAGCGUAGAGUACUGGAUUCUAACCCCGUCAUGGAAGCGUUUGGUAAUGCCUGCACAUUGUGGAACAAUAACAGCAGUCGCUUUGGAAAAUACAUUCAACUGCAACUAAACCGGUCACAACAACUGGUGGGGGCUUCCAUUCAAACAUAUCUGUUGGAAAAAACAAGAGUGGCUAAUCAACCUGUUAAUGAAAGAAAUUUUCAUAUAUUCUAUCAGAUCACAAAAGGUGCCACUGAGGAUGAAAGACUGAAGUGGAAUCUUCCCUGUAACAGUCUCUUCACCUGGUUGCCCAACACAGAGAGAACCCUUGAAGAAGAUUGCUUUGAGGUGACCAAACAAGCAAUGCUUCAUUUAGGCAUCAGUAGUGAAACACAAAAUCAGAUAUUCAAGAUUCUCUCUGGACUCUUGCAUCUCGGAAAUGUGGAGUUUGUUUCACCAGAUGAUGAAUGCAUGCAAUGUGAACUUAGUGAACAUUCCAAAGAUUUCUUGCAGAUAGCAGCAGGUCUUCUGAAAAUCUCUGAGGAUCACCUGCUCAAUCAGCUUCGCAUUCGAGUCAUCCGAGCUGGCAGACAGCAACAGGUAUUCAAGAAACCCUGUUUGAAAAGUGAAUGCAGCAUCAGGAGGGACUGUCUGGCAAAAGUUAUCUAUGCAAAAAUCUUUGACUGGCUGGUUAGUGUCAUAAAUAGAAGCAUCUGUGCAGAUCCUUCAAUGUGGAACAGUUUUAUAGGUUUGCUAGAUGUUUAUGGCUUUGAGUCAUUUCCUGUUAAUAAUUUAGAACAACUGUGCAUCAACUAUGCAAAUGAAAAGUUGCAGCAGCACUUCGUAGCUCAUUACCUCAAAGCGCAGCAGGAAGAAUAUGAAGCUGAAGGUCUAAAGUGGUCUUUUGUCAGCUACCAAGAUAAUCAGAAAUGUUUGGACCUAAUAGAAGGAAACCCUGUCAGCAUCUUUUCCUUGCUAAAUGAGGAAUGUCGUCUAAAUCGUCUCUCUGAUGCAAAGCAGUUUAUGGCACGAGUAGAGAAGGCACUUGCAGUUAAUGAAUGCUUGAGCUGGGACAAAUUUACCAAAACACCUCAUUUCAUUGUUUCCCACUAUGCAAGUAGUGUGUGCUAUCAGACUGAAGGCAUGACGGAAAAAAACAAGGAUCCUAUUCCUCCUGAGCUUCUACAUUUAAUGGAACAAUCAAAGGACUCCCUUCUUCAGAAUUUGUUUGCAGCAGAGGAGAAAAUAGACGAGACAAGACAGAGAAAAUCUUUAACAGUGGUCUCCAGAUUUAAGUCAUCCCUGGAGAAUUUAAUGAAUGUUUUGCACAGCACUACACCACAAUAUAUUAGAUGCAUUAAGCCAAAUGCUGAAUGCCAACCAGCAAACUUUAAAAAGGAUGAGGUGAUUACUCAACUAGAAGCCUGUGGCAUUGUGGAGACAAUUAGCAUUAGUGCCGCCGGCUUUCCUAUAAGAAUUCCUUACCUAAGUUUUCUAGAACGUUAUGGAGUGAUUGGAAAAAAACACUUGUCUUUGAGGCUGACUGCAAUUGGCUGCUCACCCACCAAAAAGAGAAGAGUGGAGGAUCAUGUGGAGAAUGCUGAAGAUAUGCCCUGUGAAGCAGUUCAGGUCAUUCUCAUGACAGUUUUGUCAAGCAAAGGUUUAAAUCUUACAUCUUGUGACCAGGCUGAUAGUCACAGGCUGCUUGUCCAUUGUGGGAAAACUAAAGUCUUUAUGACUCACUUGAUGCUAGAACUGCUUGAAAAUGCCAGAACACGGCUUCUUUCUCAGAAGGCCUUUUGCAUUCAGUGCAGCUGGAGACGAUACCAGAAACGGCAGCACGAAAGACAUAACCGAGCAGCAACACAAAUACAAGCAGCUGUUAGGUCAUGGCUAAGGAGGAGGAGGAAACUAAAACAAGACCAGGCUGCUAGAGCAAUCCAGAGAGCAUGGAGAAGAUGGAGGGCUGUGAUGGAUGCCUUGGCUGCAGCAGAGCUAGAUGACACAAUGGUAGAGGAAAGCCACUGUGAAUCUCUCCAUGGUUCAUCUGCUGGAGGAGUCACUGAAAACUUCAUGGAACCUCUAGAGGGUGCUACUUUGUCUUCUAAAGCAGCUGACUUCUGGUCUUGGCCAUUUAGACUCAUCCUCCCCUCUGCUCCCACCUUGAGUGUGACUAUUAAAGCCAGUGGAUUACAGAGGUUGGGUUCAGUUCUUACCGCUUUGCAGUUAAAUUUCGGGAUCAGCAACUACAAAGUGGAAACAAAUCAAUUUGAUGAAGGAGUUGCAUCAAUCCGAGCCCGGCCACAGGUGGCCAUUAAGUUUCAUCUCGGGCAGUCUCCUCUUCUCCACGCACAUACAUCACCGGAGAGGAGCGACAGCAGCCUUGUUGGCCUUAAUCAGAUCUUGCUUGAUAAGUGAUGACCUUAUCAUGUCCGUCUGCGUUUCUGCAGAGCUGCACUAAAAUCCAGAUGGUACAGCGGCUACGUUUUAACACUAGGUGUGUUUUUAAGACAAUAAAGUUGGGAUUCUUUUAUAUAUAUAUUUAUAUUUUUUUAAUAGUUUAACAAUACACUUCACCAGGAUUUAUAUUUCACCACUUGUUUAAUCGGUAAUGAAAUUUAAUGAACCACCUUAUGAGGUAACUUAUUUUUGAUUACUUUGAUUUUUUUUUUUUUUUUUUUUUGUAAAAGCUGUUAUUUUGAAUCAAAAUAUUUACAAUUUUAUGUUUUAACAAUGUUCUCAUGGGGAUUUAAUGUUGAAGCUUUAAUUACAGCUCAGUGCUUAAAAGGCAAUAAUGAAAGAUUUCUAUAAGGGGCUAAGAAUAAAGGAACAGAAUAAGGCAGGAAUACAAAGCUGUCAUUUAUAAAGGCGACAAGACUGCAAAAGACAAGACUUUGGACGAUGUAAGUUUUAUAGAAUCAGCUGUUAUUGCCAGUCCUUUUAAAAGUUUCAAAAGCACAGUAAGAGAAUGUUCUUGAAAUGGAAUUUAUUUUUUUAACCCUACUGCCACUAUUUAAGUAGAUUUUGUAAUUUCACAUUUUUAACACUACCAAGCACCAGAUGCUGAGAUAGAUGAUGCUGUUUUAUGGGAUUGAUGAAUGGAGGCUGUCACAUCAGAGGCACGAUAUGCAUUGUAAAACCAAUGUCUUGACACUUUUCCUUAAUGCACUUUAAACAUGAAUAUAUAUUUGUGUCCUCUGUAUAAUCUGAAAUUUUCACACAAAAUAUUGUAAUAUUUAUGUUAAUGUAUGCCAAAGCUAAAAAUAAAAACACAUUGAAAUGUC
Molecule: messenger RNA, 3999 nt
Organism: Erpetoichthys calabaricus (reedfish)
Lineage: Eukaryota; Metazoa; Chordata; Cladistia; Polypteriformes; Polypteridae
Product: unconventional myosin-XIX
Exons: 24
Coding region: 131-3133 (1000 amino acids)
Biological process (GO): vesicle transport along actin filament; actin filament organization
Cellular component (GO): actin cytoskeleton; myosin complex; vesicle
Molecular function (GO): ATP binding; actin filament binding; microfilament motor activity
Source: RefSeq, a predicted model, not a curated record